AUGCCCGACGAGUACGGCGACGAGAGCGACCUGUUCGAGAUUGUUGAUCGCACUACCGCUCCAAGUGCUCGUCCACCUCCAGCUGCUCCUGCAUCCGACACUGCGCGCAAGGUCGUUCAACCCACACCCCAAGCUCUACCUGCUCGCAAAUCCGCUUCGUCCAUCCUUGUCUCUCCGCGCCAGAAGGGCAACCCCAUCUUGAACAGCAUCAAAUCCCUACCCUGGGAGUACUCGGACAUCCCUGCCGACUUCGUUCUUGGUCAGACAACAUGUGCUCUCUUCCUGUCUCUCAAAUACCAUCGCCUGCAUCCUGAAUACAUCUAUUCGCGCAUCCGCCAACUGGGCCAAAAAUACCUGCUGCGCGUCGUCCUGGUCAUGGUGGAUAUUGAGAACCAUCAAGACCCUCUGAAAGAGCUGUCCAAGACCUCCCUCAUCAACAAUGUUACUCUGAUCCUCACUUGGAGCGCCAACGAGGCUGGACGGUACUUGGAGCUGUUCAAGUCAUGCGAAAAUGCUGCACCGACUGGUAUCAAGGCCCAAAAAGCUGCCACCUUUGCCGACAACCUUGUCGAGUUCAUCACCGUUCCUCGCAGUAUCAACAAGACUGACGCUGUCGGUAUUGUCUCCAACUUUGGAAGCGUACGCACAUCAGUCAACGCCCGCCCGGAAGACCUGUCCCACAUUGCUGGCUGGGGUGACAAGAAGGUCAAGGCUUGGUGUCAAUCUGUCCGCGAGCCUUUCCGUGUGACCAAGACUAAACGUCGUCUUGGCCGAGAAGACUCGAGACCUACGCAAACCAACGUUGAACAAGACAGUCGCGUGGCUGCGAGGCUCGGCAUUGGUGCUUCGCUUCCUUCUGUCGACGUCCCUGCAGGGGCUAGCACUUCCAUAGGCACGUCCGACGCAGACAGGAGACCCGAUAUCAGACUCGCCGACGAUUAUGAGCCUGGUGCCGACGAAGAAGAGGCUAUGGCAGAAGCCUUUGCGCUCCCACCUCGAACGUCUACUGCAAAUAAGGCAGCACCUCCACCUGUCAACAAAUCGCAGCCCGAUGAGAACCUUAGCGAGGGCAUGAUGGCUGCGCUGGCCAGGUUGAGACAGACAUGA
Messenger RNA from Aureobasidium vineae, 1107 nucleotides. The record is from the annotation of a GenBank genome assembly. NCBI's taxonomy places the organism in Eukaryota, Fungi, Ascomycota, Dothideomycetes, Dothideales, Saccotheciaceae.